Messenger RNA from Necator americanus (New World hookworm), 1185 nucleotides. RefSeq lists its product as uncharacterized. The transcript is spliced from 12 exons. NCBI's taxonomy places the organism in Eukaryota, Metazoa, Nematoda, Chromadorea, Rhabditida, Ancylostomatidae. The record is from RefSeq and is a predicted model, not a curated record. The coding region runs from base 1 to 1185 and encodes 394 amino acids.
AUGGCAUCGGCCACUAUUUCCCAAUCUGCUUACUAUCCGUCAUCUAAUCCCUUUACAAGACUGAGCAUUAUCGUGAUUGAAGUGUUAGAUGAAGUGCAGCAGCAAGCAGUUAAAAGGAUUCAGCGCGAUAAAACCACAUUCACACUGUCAGCGAUAAGCUACAUUUUGGUCGGGCGUGGACGAGCCGAUGAAAUUGAACGCGGUGUUUUGUUCACAAGGACUACAGUACAUGGGUGCUUUGUUACUAAGUACUGGCCUCAUGCUCUUAUCCUUGGAACGGAGUUGCCAUCGUACUGCUUAUUAGUAGUUUCUUGUGAACGGCUUCUGGUAGUGCUUCGACCACUGGAUUAUAGCAGAUAUUUUGGAGAGAUAUCUAAGUGUCAGCUUCUUCUAUUUGUGCCUCUGGCGGGAACGAUAUCUCUUAUGGCUGCCUGUUUUUCUGCUCAUCUAGAUGGCGAUAGGACUGUCGAAACUCAACAUUGCUUCAUUAUUGACAGUACAGCUGCAUGGUUCGCAAGUUUUCAUUUUCUUAUCGUUGUUGCUGCAUUCGUCGUAUCCUUUAUAUCCUUCCUCGUCACCUGGCGAAUUCUCGUGAGACGUGUACAUGGAAGACACAUUAUGAAAACAUCUUAUAUUGGGACCUGGUUGACUAUCUCUGCAAUAUCAGCGUUGCUCGUAUCGCUACCUUCUGCAGUGAUGCUCGGUAAGCUGUGGAUAGGAGCAGAUAUGAGUGAUGUUACAGUGGCCAUAGCUUAUGCAAUCCCAGGCUUUCUUUCUAUCUUGAACACGAUGGUUAAUUUUACCCUACACAAGGAGUUUCGUGGCCAGCUUUUGGCACUGUUCGGUUUCAAACGAUCAAAUCUGGAUAUGCUCCGCUUGGAUAAGCCACCCAUAGGCAAGCAAUUUUACUACAAAAUUACACCUUGGGGAGUUCAGCUAAGAACUGUAUGUGUCCACAUAUGCAAUGGCACACAUCUGAUCUUUACAGUGAGUGUCUGUGACGAUUAUACCACUGCGAUCAAAUUGGAAGGCGAAAGCAAUGAAGCCAUACGGGACGAGAUCUUGGUCAUACGGUCACGCUCAAUCAAUGCAGUGCGAGACAGUGCAUUAUCGUGGACGUCGGACUCAAAGCUUCUAUUGUUCCCUAAAAGUGUUUGUGAAUGUAAUUUCAAAAGUGUUCCUUGA